UUUCCCGGCUGCACACAUUCCUCCUGGCUAUCGCCUAGUUAUUCCACAAGUCUCCACCUUCACUUUUCCUCCUGGAACCAGGGCUCAGACUAGAGCCCCAUGGAUCCGCUGCAGAAAUGGGAUCCAAUGUCGAUUUCCAUGCCCUCCUGCAUGGCCACUGUGACAAGCUCCCAAGAGGCCUCAGCAGGCUCUCAGCCUUCUUCCUCAGAAAAGCUAAGGAUGGGUCUCAGUGGCCUGAGCCUCUGCCGCAGCCCUGGCUCAGUUGCCCCUGCUCCUCUGUCAGAGGGACUGCUCCAGCAACAGGCCCGAGAGAAGAAGGCCCUGUGGCAGCAAUACUGGGAAAAGCAGGGCUUUCCUCAGAGGAAGAAAGUCUUCCUGAGACACUCGAGACGCUGGCACCGGGAUCACAUGGCACCUUACCUGCUUGAAAGGGAUGUCAGAGGCUCUCCCUCAGGUGACAGAGCUCAGAAUCAGCUCCGGUGCCAGGGCCACGUGCCGAGCAUUGCUGGGGUGAGUGGAGACGGGAACAAGGCUCCCAACCCUCCCUCCUGGGAAACGCUGGUACAGGGCCUCAGUGGCCUCACCCUCAGCCUGGGAGCCAACAGACCGAGCCCCCUGCCUGAGGGGCCUGGGAAGCAGCAGGAGCCAGAGCAGAUGCUCCAGCUGGAGAGGCAGCAGGAAAGCAUGAGGAUGUUCCAGAGGAUGCUCAAGUAG
Messenger RNA from Peromyscus eremicus (cactus mouse), 714 nucleotides. Its product is annotated as protein FAM156A/FAM156B-like. Lineage: Eukaryota; Metazoa; Chordata; Mammalia; Rodentia; Cricetidae. The transcript has a single exon. Gene Ontology annotation, biological process: epigenetic programing of female pronucleus. The record is from RefSeq and is a predicted model, not a curated record. Gene Ontology annotation, cellular component: nucleus. Bases 100 to 714 code for a protein of 204 amino acids.